Molecule: messenger RNA, 969 nt
Organism: Colletotrichum karsti
Lineage: Eukaryota; Fungi; Ascomycota; Sordariomycetes; Glomerellales; Glomerellaceae
Exons: 5
Source: RefSeq, a predicted model, not a curated record
UUGGUCACAAUCUCGGUCCGCUGGGGCAAUGGCCAGCACUUCACCGAGCUUGACUUGGAACAAAAGCAAAACACCAUCAAAUGGAUGAUAGCAGCAUACGUACCAGGAAUCGAGACGCUCGGCUUCCCGAAGCUAGCUGUCAUUGCCCUCCUUUCUCGUUUACUGGCGCCCGGAAAGACUCACCUCUUGAUCUUGUGGACCAUGGGCACGAUUUGCUGUUUGUCACUGACGGCCAUGGUACUGACAUUGCUAUUGCAAUGCACACCCCCUAGAGCUCUGUGGACUCUUUCAAUGCCGCACAAUUGCUUACACCCGGAGGUAUUGGAGGGGUUGGCCUUCUGGGCAAGUUCAUUUUCCGCGUUCCUCGACUUCUACUUAGCAGUGUACCCAGCUGUAGUUCUUUGGAAACUGCAGAUGCAUGCGAAGAAGAAGAUGGCGCUGACUUGCGCUCUCGGCAUGGGCGUCGUGUCUGGUUGUGUUGGAAUUGUUAAAUCAACUGGUGUACCUACUCUGUCAAGCCAAGAUGUUAGCUAUGAUCUCUGUGACCCAUUCUACUGGACGUCAAUCGAGGGCAACCUCAUCAUCAUAGCUGCCUGCAUCCCGAUCCUCCAACCUCUCCUCGAGAUGUUCAAAGGACGCACGAUAUGGAGCACUGACAAGAAGUCUAGCGGCCGUCAGUACGAGGACUACAGCAAGCAGAGUGCUCAACAGCAUCCGGACCCGAUCGAGCUCCGAAGUAAGCCACGAAAGAAGGUUGAUACAUACGGAUUGACCAUACGUGAUAAGGAUGGCAGCGAAGAGAGCAUUGUCCAUCCAGACAAGCGAUCUGCGACUGCAUCGUCAAGCCGUAAUAGCGGAACAGAUCAUGCCGGCGACGAAAAUAUUGUCAAGAGCAGUACUGUCACCGUCACGUAUGAUCAAGGAGAAGAAGGGCCAACGUCAGCAGCGACACGUUGGGCUGCUGUAUAG